UGCCUCCCAAUCGCUGGAAGAACGACACGAUCAGACAGCAUGGCUUCGUCUUUGCCUCAUUCAACCGUCACCAUCAUCUUGGCCACAGUCAUUCCGGGCGUUUGUGUGAUUCUUUUGGCUGCCUUCAUCUACUACCGAGUCCAACGACGCAAAGCUCGAUUUCGAAACCGGGGGAUCACGCCGAUUGAUGAUGAAGAAAUUGAGUCGUGGAAGAUUGACCGGAGACACACCGCUGGCAACGACGAGAAGCCAUCACAUCCUUCAGUCCAUACUGAGUCAAAACGAGAUCAACACGGCCACCAUGCAAGCUCGUCCGUUGGUUCUGCCAAGUCACCCGCCGUCAUUGUGUACCAGAACCGGGUUUCGGAUGAGCAGCCUCCCUUUUCUCCCGUUCACGGCAAGUUGAGCAUCGAUGUCCCUGCGUCACCAGUCCUUGCUCGAGCGCCAAACUCUCGGCCAGGCCUCACGGACGAGACAGUCCGGGGUGAUCAAGCCUACGUCAAUAUCAAGCGUGCUCCAUCAGCACGUCUGUCCAAGACCAACCCUCCUCGCCAUGCUCGGACCAAGAGCUCACGGAGCACGCGAAGCAGCUUUGGUUCGAACGUGAGGCGUGAACAAUGGUACGGCCAUUCUUCCGAGCAAAACUCUCCACGGCCAUCCGCCGAUACCUUCACCAAGUCAGGACCGCCGUCAGCCCGCAGGGCAACCAUAUCGACACCAGGAAGCCAUGACACGCUCAGCUCUCGAGAUGACUUCCCAUUGACUGGUCUCUCGCCACGACCGGCGGUGCUCAGGGCAGAGAUUGGACGCGCCAUUGGCUGA
Messenger RNA from Trichoderma citrinoviride, 822 nucleotides. RefSeq lists its product as hypothetical. Lineage: Eukaryota; Fungi; Ascomycota; Sordariomycetes; Hypocreales; Hypocreaceae. The transcript has a single exon. Bases 40 to 822 code for a protein of 260 amino acids. The record is from RefSeq and is a predicted model, not a curated record.